Nycticebus coucang (slow loris) is the source of this 3725-nucleotide messenger RNA. It is a transcript of the gene ZNF683, whose product is annotated as zinc finger protein 683. Lineage: Eukaryota; Metazoa; Chordata; Mammalia; Primates; Lorisidae. The record is from RefSeq and is a predicted model, not a curated record. The transcript is spliced from 8 exons. Gene Ontology annotation, biological process: regulation of transcription by RNA polymerase II; cell fate commitment. Gene Ontology annotation, molecular function: RNA polymerase II cis-regulatory region sequence-specific DNA binding; histone deacetylase binding; DNA-binding transcription factor activity. Gene Ontology annotation, cellular component: cytoplasm; nucleus. Bases 116 to 1567 code for a protein of 483 amino acids.
UGCUGCCUGCCUGCCCACUCUCCUUCCUUCUCCAGCGGAGGACUGCUGCAGAGCCAGGGAGAGCCCCGGAGAGCCCCACAGCAAGCAGCCCUCAGGGGGCCAGGGUAGAGGGGGCAUGAAGGGAGAACCAGCUGCUCAGGUGGGUUAUUGCCAUAAGACCAAGGCCCUUGGGGGAACCAGGGGCUCCCUGUCCUCAAGCCUGGACUUUCAGCUCUGCCAAGGUGACCAGGUCUUUUCAGCCUACAGACCACCUCCAGACACAGUGGAUGCUCAUGACGGCCCAUCCUAUGCCAGCUGGCUUACCCCUUUGCCACUGACACCAGUCAGAUCUUCCCUGCUGGCCUGCCCCCAGGGCCUGGACCUGUACCUGUACACCCUACAGCCGGCAUCUCUGGGCACAGUCCCACAGGGUCUCAGAGAGGACGCUUUGAGCACAAAGCACCAGCCAUCAGAGCUGCACACCAACUCCACCGAUGAUGAAAAACUCGUAGCCAAGUACCCACCAAGCAGGGAUGAGAUAGGAAGGCAGCCUGAAAGAGCUGGCAAGGGUGCCCCCUGCCCAGCCUUCUCUCCCCAUGACAGCUCUUCACCACCACCCUGGCAGAACAGAAAGAGCCCCAGCCCUUUGGCUUUCCGUCCUCUCUCCCCUCCUGCCCCCAUCUCCAAGGAGCUUCCAUUCCACUUCUACCCUGGGUACCCACUUCUCCUGCCUCCACACUACCUGUUCACCUACGGGGCCCUACCUUCUCUUCAACGUUCCCACCUCUUCAUGCUGCCCCAAGACACCUCCUUCCCCACCAUGACUGUGCCUAGCUUGCUGAUGACAGUCAAUGAGCCUGGGCACCACAGCACCCAGAAAGACACCCUGCUUCCCUACCCAGGGACCUGCCAAGCUUCUGGCCAAACCCUACCCUCUCAGGCCCAGAAUCCAGGCCCUAGAGCUGCUCUAACCUACUCCCCAGGGCUGGAGUGCGCUGAUGUGGCUGCCCCAGCAAAGCUAGCCCCACAGGGUUCCCAGACUGGCAGAGCAGCCCUGCCUUACCCACUGCAGAAAGAAAACGGCAAAAUCCUGUACAAGUGCAACGUGUGCAGUAAGACCUUUGGGCAGCUCUCCAAUCUCAAGGUCCACCUGCGUGUGCACAGUGGGGAGCGUCCAUUCCAGUGUACACUGUGCCAGAAGAGAUUCACCCAGCUUGCCCACCUACAGAAGCACCACUUGGUGCACACUGGAGAGCGGCCCCACGAGUGCCCGACAUGCCACAAGCGCUUCAGCAGCUCCAGCAACCUCAAGACCCACCUGCGCCUACACUUGGAGGCCCAGCCCUUCCAGUGCAGCAUCUGCCUGAGUCGCUUCACCCAGCACGUCCACCUGAAGAUGCACCAUCGGCUGCACGCCCCAAGGUCCCAGGGCCUGGCUCAUGCCCACCUUUCCCUGGCCUCUCUGGCCUACCCUGCCCCAUGCAACCAGGGAGUACUAGAUCUUGUAGUGGUGCCAUCAGAGAAACAGAUGGCCUGGGAUAUGGACAAGGUCAAGGUGUCCUUGACAUCCGGGGUAAAUCAAGAGUAGCCGGCCUGAAUGUGGUGUCAAGACUGCCCAGGGGAAGAAGCUGGGGCAGAAUAAUUAAAGGGUUUUCUCUCUAAUGAGGUUGGGCCUCCUGAGCUUCAGCAGUAGAGGGGGAAGCCACCAUGUAUUUACCAUACAUCACACUCCACAUGGGAGCAGGUCGGGGACACAACUGGGAAGAGCCUGGGAUACCUGUGCAUAUGGGGUGGGGGCCUGCAGCUAUGUACCUCAGGAUGAGUGUGGGAUGCACGCCCUGUCUGAGCCCCAUCUGGAACAAGGCCCUCCAUUGCAACUCACCUUUGGACAGUCCAGACCUCCAAGACUUAGCAGACUGUGCUGCCCAGUCUGGGCACGCUGCCCUGUUUCUGAACAUCUUUUCCAACACCUGUCCAGAGGUAUCUCUGCUAUCUCUGCUGCCUCCCAUCACCUUCUGGUCUCCAGAUUCCUUCAUGGCCAUAGUGCUCCCUCAGCCAUAUUCCCUACAUGGACAGGUGGGCUGCUCCUCUCCAUGGGAGUAGUAAGGAAGGAGACACGAGAUAUCAGUGUCCACUCAUGACCCAGCUGCAUGAAAUCAUGUGUGCCAGGACCAGUCACCACAGAGGGCAAAGUGCUAAUGGGGUGCCAAAUUCAGGGAAAGGGCUAUAGGCAGAGGAGAACUGGCAAAGAACCUGAAGAGUGGGGACCCUUCUGAUGGCCCUUCUCCCUGAAGCGCCAGAGGACCCCCUCAAAUGUGCAAGGUGUUCCCCAUUCCCACUCCUGAGUCAGAGACAGCGUCAAGUGGAAAAGGGUACUGCCUGGCAAGCAGGAGGUCCAAGUUAUGAUCACAGUAAAUGAUAGCUAUUGUUAAACAGUAAUUUUCAGAGGGGUUCUCUGGCAGACUUCCAGCAGGAGCACCAAUACCCUCGCAGGUUUCACAGUCGCUUCCCCACCGCGGUGCUAAACGAGAUUCCUGUUCUGCGUCGUAGCUGUCUCAAAGGGAACCCAGCAUGGCAGGGCAAGGGCAGAGUAGGAGCAGGACCCACCUGUUCCAAGCCCAUCUCAGUAACACAUUGGGCCCCACCUGGGACACCGACCUCUCGCGUUAAGCCCCACCCACUCGCGAGUCCACGCCCCUUUCCAGUCCCUGGCUUUGCCCCUAUGUUCUAGCCCCAUCUGCCGCUAGGAGGCGCCCCUUACUCAGCCCCGCCUCCCGGCCCCUGCUCACCCCAGGCCCCUCUUUCCCAAACCCAGGUCCUGCGUGUCCAGCUCAAGGGCUUGCAUCCCCCCCGGUGGGUCCCUGGCGCCUCUUGCCUGAAAAAGCGCGGAUGGGGCCGGAGUGCAGGGGACAGAGGCAGUGGCUCAGGCGGAGGGCCUGGGUUGCGGUCCGGGGCGGGUCCAGUGCCCUCCAGAGCGCGCGCUCUGUCCCAGGGCAGAAGCAGCAGCUGGUUCGGAUUCCCGCCCGCGCGCUGCGGGUGGGGCGGCUGUUUGUUCAGUGGGGCCGCCUGAGGAGGCGCUUCUCCGCAAAUGCAGUGGAUCCGGGUGGCCCCUGUUGUCAGGUGCCCAGACGGCUCAAGAACCGGACUUUGACAUGGCCGAGCGGCGCAGGGGUCUGGGGGCACGCCUGGUCCGCCUCUUGGCGGGACUUGGGGUCCGGAGGGAGCGCAGGGGGAAGGAGACCUUGGAGGAGGCCACAUCCGGGGAUAGGCCUUGGGAUGGCCAGAGCUGCCCUGACCUGGCCUGGGGCCAGGGCAGCACCAGCAAUGUCAGCCUCAAGGCCCCAGCCCACAGCCACUCCGAAUGGGACCUCCACAUAGGCAGCCAUGAUGGUUUCUGGAUUUGGAAACAACAGCACAUCUCAGGGGGACCUGCUCGGUCCCUGGGACGCCUACAGAGGCCAGCUGUGGGCAGUGCCUCUGAUCUGGCCAGCCAUGCCUCCAAGGAGCCUGAGAGCCUGGCACUGGCUGUGGCUUCAGCAGAGCUUGCUGGUACCAGGCAGCCCUCACCACACCCAGGACUUGCUGCUGGACACUGGGGACAGAGAUCCCCAGGCUGUGCCCGUCAGCAACCCCCCUUCACAGUCCUAGAGGUCCCUCUGAGGCCUGAGCCACCCAGCAACCUGGAAGACGCACCCCUGCUGCCCCACCCUGCCUCCCUUCCUGAGACAGAGGGGGCAAAGGGCAAG